This is a messenger RNA of Rhipicephalus microplus (southern cattle tick), 17369 nucleotides long. Its product is annotated as tyrosine-protein kinase hopscotch. Gene Ontology annotation, biological process: cell surface receptor signaling pathway via JAK-STAT; intracellular signal transduction; cell differentiation. Gene Ontology annotation, cellular component: cytoskeleton; cytosol. The record is from RefSeq and is a predicted model, not a curated record. Lineage: Eukaryota; Metazoa; Arthropoda; Arachnida; Ixodida; Ixodidae. Gene Ontology annotation, molecular function: ATP binding; cytokine receptor binding; non-membrane spanning protein tyrosine kinase activity.
UAAUGUGGAGGACUAGCGACUUAAUGAAAAGCUAGUCGCCCAGUGACCCGAGGGAGUGUCGCAACCAUGGUUUCUGCAAACGAAGCUGUGCGCAUUCAUUUCUACACACCGCGCGAUCCCGUAGUGAUUCCAAACGAUGGUGAAGUGCGCAUUGCCGAAGACUUGUGUGUCGUAGCGGCCAAGACAUGCGGCAUCAGUCCCGUUACGUGUCAGCUUUUUGGUCUUUACUGCCCGGACCUGGACAUUUGGUUUGCACCGUCAGCGGCCGUGAAAGACAAGGACAAAACUGUGAAUGUUCAUUUCCGCCUGCGUUUCAAGCCUCCCAACAUGGACAGGAUCAGAGAUGAUGAAGCAGUGCUCAACUACCUUUACCAUCAGAUGCGACAAGACUUUGUGUGUGGUCGUGUACCUGAGCUGCACCAGAGCAAAGUUCAGAGCCGAACUCUGGGCCUAGUGAUCACAGACGUGGUGCGUCAUCUCAUCGAGAUGGGACAGACCCCUCAGCAGGGCAAUUAUAGUUUCAGUGACUUCAUGCCUUCAGUUCUCGUCGGACCGUGGAAGAUGCGUGUGCUCAAGACUAGAAUGACCACUGCCCUCAACGAAUGCUGGCAGAACAGCCGGCAAAAUGCUCAACGUGUCAAGGAGAUCUACGUAAAUGAAUUCAGAAGCAUAGUACCUGAUUAUGUAUGUGAGCAGUUUGCUUCUCAAGUAGACACCGAUGGUCGUGUGUGGGAAAUAAUCCUUCAGGUCAACCCAUACCAUCCACAGCUCCCGGGUCUGCGAAUGCGCCCAAGGGGACCCAAGGAGAACAUAACAUGGACACAAAUCUGUUCCAUCAGUGAUCUUUGCUUCGUAAACAUGGUUCCAUCUAACUGCACAGUUGAAAUCAGUCGUCGGAAUGGCAUACCUCAGAACCUCAGAUUUGACAGCGUCAGCCAGAUGCACUCCUUCGUGUCUCUUCUGGACGGCUAUUAUCGGUUGACAGAGAAGUGGACGGUGAAUUUGUGCAUCAACUUGCCAACACCAUCACUGACCAUGCUUCGAGCAAUGAGGUGUCACGGUCCUGUGGGAGCCAAGUUUGCCUAUCAGAAGUUACAGGAGAAAGGUGGGCACGAAGCAGGCUGGUACCUGAUUCGGCAGAGCUCAUCCGUCUACGGGGAGUAUCGGCUGGACUUUCUGGGAAGGAACGCAGUGCCAGAAACUCUCCGCAUUGUGCAGCUGGAGGAGGGCCGCUUUGCACUGGACGAAGCGGCACCAGAAGAAGGCAUUUAUCCGACACUCGCCAAGCUGAUCAGUGAGGCCAUUCGACCGACCCUCGAUGUAGAGCUUGGAUACUGUGUGCCUCCAUCUGAGUACGACAAGACGCAGCUUCUCUUAUGCCGCCCACCAUCUCUUGACGUGGAAAAGUCGGCUCUGAAGCGAGAUCCUCGGGAGUGCAUCCACUCUGGGGCACUUACGUUCACAGAGAAUCGCAAGGAUGAGCUGCCUGGGAAGUUCACUGUAGUGCGGCGGGCGUUUUUGCAACGAGAGCGAAAUCAGUAUCGAGAGGUUGCCGUGAAAGCCCUGAAGCCUCACCUGGAAGAUAGCCAUCUCAAGGAGUUCAUGGUGCAGUGUGACCGAAUGCUGUUCUGGCAGUGUGAAGCCAUUGUGAACUCUCUCGGCAUGGUGCACUCGGGAAGUUUUGGCCUGGUGUGUGAGUUCUUGCCUCUGGGCUCCCUGGAUGCCUAUCUCCAUCAGCACAGGUCACAGCUGCAAGCCGUUGACUUGGUUGAAGCGGCCAAGGGGCUGGCACGUGCUCUCUGGUACCUGGAAGAGCAAGGCUGCGUCCAUGGCAAGAUCAGGUGCCGAAAUAUCCUCGUCUCUCAGCACGAGGCCAAUUCAUUCUAUGUCAAGCUUUCAGACCCAGGACUUCUUGUCUACAUGAAUGAAGACAUACAUUGGAUCCCACCUGAGUUCUACUACAACCUCAACAUGGCCAAAUCAUCCAUCAAGGCUGACACUUGGGCCUUUGGAACGACACUGUGGGAGAUAUUCAGUUUUGGGGAGCCACCAAUGGCGGGAGUCUCUAUCACGGAGGCAACAAGGAGGUAUAAGGAAGGGGAGAGAUUGCCUAUUCCUGCUGACAUGCAUGAGGGGAUCCGCCUGCUGCUUCAAGAAUGCUGGUCAUUGGACCCGGACAGCCGGCCUCAGCCGCAAACUGUCAUGCGAGACAUCAACCAAAUAUUUUACGAGGUGUACAACUCCAGGCGGAGUCACUCGUAUGCCUCAGUCUACCCUCGGUCCUCUUCGCCGACCGGGCUGUCUGCAGACUCUGCGAGUCCCAUGUUGGGAAAAGCGGCGUCGCCGUCAUUUGCAUCCACAGAGGUGAAUCGGAAGCCGGAAACAAUCAGGCAGCAUCAUGCUCCCAUUGGAAUGUCUACAACCUCGGCGAAUGAAGCCCUGUCACAGAGGCGUGGAUUCAAGUGGGGAAAAAAUCCUUUCCGCUUGCAGCCAUCGGAAGUGAGUUAUGACAACCUCUCAAGCUGCUCAACUUCGACCGUUCAGUCUGAGGCAACGCUCCAGUCCGACAUAGGAACAUGCAUUGAUGUAGAAAGCCUGGUCAGCUUGGAGGAGAAUGCAGACAACAUUAUUUCAUUUGGCAACACAUCACCCCUGGCUGAAGUGUCCGGCUCACCAUGGGUUAUUGACAGUCAACAGCUGAUAAAAGGCAAACCACUUGGACAGGGCUUUUUCGGGGAGGUGUAUGCAGCCUCUCUCAAGAAAUGGGCCGGCCUACAAGAGGAGACAGUGGCCGUCAAAUGCAUGCGCAAGACGUCCCUUCUGGAGUCUUUUCAGAGCGAGUCUGGGUUACGUGACCUGCAACGAGAAAUAGAGAUUAUGAAGAGCCUCAGGCACCCCAAUAUUGUUGAAAUAAAGGGCCUUGUUGAAGAGCCAGAGGUGAUGCUAGUCAUGGAGUUCCUCGAGAUGGGCUCCCUGCUGACAUACCUACAGACGUACCGUGACAAGGUCACUCAUCCACAGCUCAUCAAAUACAGCGAAGACAUCGCAAAUGGUAUGCAGUACCUGGAGGAGAAGCGCAUUGUGCAUCGGGAUUUAGCUGCACGGAACAUACUGGUGGCCUCUAAAGAUCAGGUCAAAAUCAGCGACUUCGGCCUCGCUCAGUUCACGGACAGCCAAUACUACUACUACAUCCGUACCAAGAACCGCAAGCUGCCCAUGAAAUGGUAUGCCCCAGAGAGCAUCCUCUACGGAAAGUUCUCGACCAAGUCGGACGUGUGGAGCUACGGUGUGACACUGUGGGAAAUGUUCUCCUAUGGUGAGGACCCUGUCAUACAGGGUGUCACCCAGGAGAACUUGGGCAACGAGCUGCUCCAGGGUAAGCGACUGGCUUGUCCUGCAGACUGCCCGGCCAACCUCUACCAGCUGAUGCUCCUCUGCUGGGCGAGUGACGCCCACAAACGGCCCGAGUUUCGCAAAUUAAGGACAUGGUACACAAUCUGUGACCCUUCUUGUCCUUGUUGUCACAAUACCUUGCUGCUCUGAAAGGACCAGGCUCGCUAUUUUGUAAUGAUGCCCUCUGCUUAGUCUUAUCAUCUGCAGCAUGCAGUUGGCUGAUCUCAUUGACACAGGGCCAGAACGUCGCUCUGGCUGUUGUUGUAAAGGCCAACUCCGGCAAUUUUUCGAGGUCAAUGGAUCUCAAUGAUAUUCACUGGGCAUGUUCAUUUGCACGUUUGCGCCAUUCAUGCCAAUUGCAGGAUUGAGAGUACUGUAGAUUCUUUUCAAAUUAUUUAUAGAUAGCUUGCCUCCAAAUGCUUACCUUGCUUGUCAAAUGGCAACAUUGUUUGUGUCAUGUUGAGUUUUGCCUGGCGGAAGUGACGGCACUGAUGUGCCACUGCAGCAUCUGCUUGUCUGCUAUGAAUUGUGUAGGUUUGGCCGUCAUUUUCUUGGUUGAGCAUGCAAUUUCCUUUUCCGUGUUGGUGGGCGUGCAGUAGAUGGCAAGUAAUGUUGCAUUGUGGGCCACACAUGAUUUUCCGCAUGUUAACCAUAACAGCGUAAGCAUUUUAGCCGAUCGUCGCAGACGGCCUGGACAGCUUGUGCCAUUUGGCGGGCAUUAUGUUCAAUCAGGCAGGUUGCUGUGAAAGAUUACGUCACACGUAGAAGCGCACCUGGUUGGGUUUCAGUUUCAGUAUUGCGGUUUUUGACCAAGUAAAAAUUAUUUUCGAAAUUUUUGAGCGUUUCAGCUAUUGGAUGUAUGACAAAAGUACCCGGGAACAUAAAAGCACCAUUAUUCUGUCAUGGUAAAAAAAUUACCAGAGCUGGCAUUUAUGUGAAAAGCACUACAGGCAUUAGGAUUGAAGAGUGGCAUCACUACUAAAUCGUGGCUCAGGUUGAUGGACAAGGAUGCUAAAUGGGGCUGGUUAUUGGUUCUGCCAGCAUAAAUUGAAAUGUGAAGAUCACAGAGAAUGCCUUUGAAUGCGGGACCGUCUGGGAAUGCACCGGGGACUCAUUCUGCUGUGUCACCAAGUCUCAGUGAUCAAGAGGCGUAAGUUGCUAAGCCAAAGAAAGUUGAUGUAAUGAACGAGGUGAAAAGUCUGUGAUCAGCAUUAUUUUUAUGCUAGAUUGUCAUUCCAAGCAUUCGAUGUGACGUCUGUCACUCCAGCGAGAACUUACUCUGCAUGUGAUGUCGUGCAACUGCAAACGUAUUCUUGAAGUUGACUGGACUUGGAGUACAGUGUCAGUUGCUAAGCAUGCAAUGGCAUUGGCAUAGCCAGAGGGUAGCACACCAAGCCCGUGCCCCCCCCCCCUCUCACUCUUCUGAAUUUUUUUUUCUCCAUUGCAUACAGAGCACGAAAUGACACUCAACUAUAUCUGCCUGCCCAGCCCCACUUCAAAUAAACUGGUCCUUUCCCCCCUGAAAAAAAAAAUUUCUGCUUACGCCCUUGUGCAAUGGCUUUGAAGCAUUGUCUCAAAACAUGCAUUUCUCAUGCAGGUAUCACAGAUAUGGGCUGGACGUAGAUAAGUGAAGUCACAUUAGGCUGUAUCACAAGUAGUCCAUAUUUCAUUGUACCUGUGUGUGUUGAAAGAAUAUGGUACAAACGCUGAAUAGCUUUCCCUACAGUGUUCGGGUCAGUGCCUGCACUGCCUUGCGCUCUCCUUUCCAUUCUCUCUCUGGAAGUGCCGUUCCUCUUUUGUGAAAAGGAGGGGUGAAACAGCGAACUCUCAAUAUUGAUUGAUGGGGUUUGGAAGCCAGUAUUUUCACAUUUUCUAAUAUUCACUUUCUUUACUCCAUCAAUUUUUUUUCUCUCUCAAGUUCUUUUUCACAGUGAUGCUCAAGACAUGCAGGGCAAGGUUCCCUUGCCUUGAAGACGUGUGUGGAAGUCUUAUCCUCUGAAAGUCAGUGAUCUCUUAUAACUCUCAUUGUUCUUCAGUCUGCCUGCUUUUGUUCCACAUUGAGUGCCCUCGCCUGUUCUUUAGUACAAGAUUUCAAGCAAUCCAUCACAGCUGUUGGGUUGCUGUGCAUCUGACGGCUAUGCACGUGCUGUUCGCUUAUCGUAUAAAAUUCAUCUUAAUGCAUGGUUAGGCACCGUGUUUUUUUAUUGAGAUCAAUUAUAUGGACACUCUCAGCUGGAUUUCGCUGCCGACGUCAGCAUCAUGCACCGUAUAUGCAUACGUAUCUAUAUAUGAAAACAUAAGAAAGAAAAAUGCAGAAAAAAGACUCCAACGCUCGGAAUCGAGCAUGGGACCUCCGCGUCGUUAAUGUGAGAUGUUAACCACUGAGCCACCCAGGGGUACGUCCUUCAACGUUCAAACGGCAAGCUAGAGCACACGGCGGCUCUCAUCUCUCACGCGUACUUCGGUCUGCGGAGAGGAGGGGAGUGGACGAUUUGUUGUGCACCCUUAUCUUCCGAUGUGGAGGAUCUUCUGUCUUGGCUGGCGUUGGGCUUGCACUGCAACAAUUCUGUUGUAGUUGCGGGGCGCACAAAGGUCACUGCAAUCGUUGCACUGCCUCCAUUUGCGAAAAGGGCGCGUUUUUCUGACUAAGCGAAGUAGCAACUGAGAAGCUUACUCGCGUUCAUCUGUACCUGUGAGUAAGUUUCGUGCGUCAUUUGUGCUUGAGAAACGCGGGGCAUGUUUCAAUCUGCUUGCCAUGCUGUGCGGGACCUCCCAAUUUGUUGCUAUUGUGUUCAUUGCUUCGCCCUUGCGGCAAAGCUGUGACUUUUUUUUUUAAAGGGCAAACAUUGCAUGUAUAUCAUUUGCACAGUUCGAGACAUGUGGUUUUUGCUACAUGGAUACUGCUGUUUGUGACAUUACCAUGAAAGUCAAUUUAAAAAUAUAUACAUUUGUGGGCAAUCAACCUCCUGAUAAGGGAAGUGAGUGUGCUCAUACUCAGUGGUGCUUGCUAUUGGAAAGAGUCAUUGGGAGUUUGCAGUAUAAAUGAGACAAAGUAGUCAUGCCAGUACUGUGGUGUUUUCAUUUGCACCCCCAUAAAGGAUUUCUAAAACUAUUACACCAGGCAGGAAAUAUUGAUUAAUGCUCUUUCCUCUUCUAUUAAGACCUCUAUAGUACUUACUUUUAUUGUCACAUCUCGGCUUUCAGCCAUCUGGUUUUGCAGGGAUCAGUCACUGCUGUGGUGGCCACAUUUCAAUUGGAUUGAAACGCAAAGAUACCUGUGUAGUUAGAUUUAGGUGCAUGCAAAUGAAUAUAGGCGAUCAAAAUUAUUUGGGAGCCCAUUAAUGCAAUGUUUUUAUUAUUCAGAUCACCGUUUGUACACAUAAUACCCCUGAAUAUAAUUUUCUUUGACGCCCCCCCUUGCACUCGAGUAAUUUUAGCUUGCGUCCACUGUUUCAAUCUCUUGCUUCCUUUUUUCAGGUAUACUUUCAGAUAAAAUACAGGGCGCUAAUAGAACAGCUGCAAAGCCUGUAACAGGUAUUACAAAGUGUCUGUUUUCGACUUUGAUGCAUGCUUCUAAAUACAGUCAUAGAAAACUUGGGAGUAUUUACCAAUGCAUGGUGCAAUGAGCAGCACUAAGGGGAUCUGCCCGCGGCCCUGUGCAAAGCUGAGUUAGUUGGUGCUUUCAUAUGCAGUACAAUGUGCUAUUAUGCCAAAGGUUACGUAAAUUAGCACCAAUGCUUUUGUCAUUGAGGCUGCCUGUAUGAAUGGUUAUACUACCACAAAAUCCCGAGAAAGUGCCCCCUUCUCUUCUUUGCGAGGUUUCAAAUACUAUGCGGCCUCUUCGCCAACUCCCACCAUUUCCACUGUUUUGUUCACUGUGCUUAUUUUCCCAACCAGGGCGAAUGAAAGCAGUGAGUGCAUGCGUAUUAAAUGAAGCAUUUAACUAAAAGCAUGGAUGUGCAUUCUUUAUUUUAGCGACUCUUCCACCACCAUCUUCAUUUUUGAUCCAUUCUCGUUCAAAGGCCCCCUCCAAACCUUGUCCUUCAACGUAAGGGGUGCACUUGCUCGAAAUUUCAUGUUACCUAAACUGCUGCCUCACUUGUAGGUGCUCUCCCCCAGAACUAGAAUUCUUUAGUGCACUUUUAAUACUCUGUUUUUAUGUAGUACUCUCUUCCUUCAGCUGUUGUUAGAUUCAGGAGUUGGCAGUGUGGUGAUGUGAUGUCAAAGAAAAAAGUUUUUUUUUUAUUGGAAAGAAUGGGAGGGGUAGCUUUGGCUCUACGGAUGUUAAAUGAUACUGCCAUAUGCUUCAUAAAGAAAAAAUCGUUGCUCUUCAUUUGGCAUUGCCAGAGACAAUUUGUAUAGCCAAAAUGGAACAGACAAAUACAGCAUUUAAGUGGGGCAUAUUAUCUACAACAUGACGGUGUUCACCUGUGUGCAGAAUUCGAGUGCUGUUGAAUUUAUUAGCUUAGCUGAAAGAGCUGUUUAAACCUGUACUCGUUAUUGAGGCAGCAAUCUGUAUAUAUCUGUAUAUGUUGCUUGAAUUUGGGGUUGGUAAGAGGCCCAGUGUUUUUUGUAUACUUUUCCACUUUAUCUGUCGAUUUCUUAUGUUUUAGCCACACUCCAUUCUUUAUUAUUCUUAACCUUGUAUCUUACACGUCGCUCUAUGAGUAGUCGCAGUAAAAAUGGACACUUUUAUUUGGGGUAUGUGUAGAUUUCUUGUGUUGAUCACUUUUACAGUCUACGUAUGUGGGCAGUUGUUUUAAUGGCGAGUUUGAUACGAAACAUGUUUGUUUGUUUUGUGCAUUUGCCAAAUAUAGAUUUUAUUGCAAUGAUGGUAACGAAACGUCAUUUUACGCCAAUAUCCUUCUCUUGUCUGUCUUAUUUACCUGUACUUUAGAAACUAGAUAUACUAGUACUUUCAUAUGAUCACAACUUCUGUAUAUAUGUCUCCUUGUUUUUUGUUUAUUUUUUUCAGCUAAGUUGUUUGUCACUUACUUUGUGCAAUAUUUCUGGCUUUUGUUUAAGACAGCUUAGUCCUCAUUAAAACACUGCACCUUGUGUAUAGAUAUUUGAAGUAGUCGAUUAAAAAAGGUAUCUGUUGAGUACAAUCAUAUGGAAGCCAUUAUGCUAUAAGUCAGGUGCAAAAAAAGCAUGUUAAAUGUUGUUAUGUGCCUCGAAAGUUGACUUUUAUGGUCACAGUUGGCUUUGCUAAGUGUUAUAGGCAGCUAGAAAGUUACCAUGUUUCAUGUCAAUGCAGUAACAUUUUUGUGCCACCAAGCUAGCUUGUUGUUGUUUGUGUGUGUUACGGGGGGGGGGUGGAAAGAAAUGCCAACAGUGCGGCACGCUGUUUUCAUCGCACUCGAACCUCAGUGGCAACAAAGAGGUGUGAGAAUGAUUAUAACCACCCAGGCUACAACACGUUAAAAAAUAAAUGUGAAACAGCCAAGAAUGUAGAUUACACUCACACUGUGUUUUUCUGCAUGCACAUUGUACAUACAGUGAUUACAUAUAUAAAAAAAGAGCACGUGCAGUCCCACAUGCACAAGUGAGUAGAAGGUCAAGCAGUGAAGCAGGCUUUUAUCUCAAAAUAUGCCAUUUGACAUUGUUCAUCUGCCUCUCUAUCCCUCUCUUGUUUUGCUAAUUGUGCUAAUUGUAACCGACUCUUCAAUUGUUUACUGCACAUAUCUAUGUACUGGGCAGUGCUCAACAAUCUAAUAUAAGUAAGAAUGGUGCUCCCUCCCACAUUGCUUCUAAUAUAUUUGCUAAGCAUCAUACGAACUUUUUACCAAUUUUAGGCACUGAUGGCAUAUUGUUAAAACAAUUUCUAUCGCAUACAUACAUUUUGAAGUGUCAGCACUCCACUUAGUAAUUUUGUAUAAUCAAGUUCAUGUCAUUUAUGUGAAAUUUAUAGUCUGUGCCAGAUGGAUGCUUUGUGUUAAACUGUCUGCGUGCAUUAUUCCUUUGUGCUUAAGUGCAGUGGUCAAGACAUCGGAGCUGUUUCUAAUACGAUCGUAACUUUCACUAGAGGUCGCUCCUUGCCUCAUAAUAUUGAGGUAUUGGUUUGUAGCAUCCAGUUAUUCGAGUUCUAGUUGCAAUAGCAUUUGUUCCCUUUAAAGAUGCCUCAUGUGUUCUAUGAUUUUGUAUGGAGAAUAAAAAGUUGUAAUUGUAGCCAAGCAUGGCUGCAUAUUAGGUUAUCGGACGAGAACAGAAAACUUGCUGAUAUAGGAAGAAAUUUCUCCCACAAAAUAGGGUGGAGCCUAGGCUGCUGGGAAAAGUCCUUUCGUUUGUCAGCUAGCAAUUUCACGUCGUGAUGGCGAUGACGUUCUUACUUUUUUUCACUGUCUGAUUUAUGCUUGGUAAACACUGUCUGAUAUCUUUUGGCGACGUCCUAAAUGGUUGGUGCUGCACACAUGAAACAUUUCACAUUCGUUGCUGAAUCAAGAUUGCAGCCUGCCCAAGUUUCUUGAAUCAUUCAGCUCCUUUGUGAAUUUCUUGUGUUUUUCAUGAUUAUUUGCCACACUUGUGAUUACUAAAUGCUAGUAGCUUUGUACCUAGACAGUAGCUCAUGACAUCACAUGUCAUCCGAAUCUGGCUUCCUCAUAACCAUAACAAAUUGUGAACUCGUAAUUGAGAAGUCAUGAAAAUUCAGAUUUGGGGCAGACAGAAGUUAAGGUGCACUUCUCUCUGUGCAUGCAUUUGGUGAAACGUCCACUGUACAUAGACUUGUUGCACAAACCUUCCUGCUUAAGGCUCUCCAGACACUAAAUAAAUGUCUUGGCUUUCAGUGAUGCCCAGAAUUAGGUUGACAGAUCUCUAGUAUUGGGCAUGUGAUAAUCUCUACUAAACUCGCCCGUGGAACAAGUAUCUUGCUGCGCACCGGUAUAAAUUACGGUAAUGUGAGUGUUCUACAACUACAAAAUUAUGUUGUAUUAGUUUUAUGAGAUUAGAUCUCUGUAUGUUUGAUAUGGUUAUCCAUCUCUUGAAGUGCUUCUGAAUAAAGGUUGCUCUUUAACCUGACACUAUUCUACAGUUUCUCAAAAAACUUUACAAAGCAUUUUUGCCAUUGUAUUAAAACGUAAAAAAAUAUGUCUCACUGCAAAACGACAGUGCUUUGUUAUUUACAUCUUUUAUUUUUUGAAGCUUAACUUGAGCGAGAACAUUUCGGUUACGACUCAUUCAAGAUACCAUCAGUCUGUGUUCAUGCCAUAUGUUCUAGAAAUAGAGCGUCGCCUGUAUUUUGUAGCAUUGGCACAGAUCAAUUUCUGCCAUGCAGGAAAGAAGUAUAAAUUCAAAGGCUCGUUUCUGUUGUUAGAUGCAAUUUUAAUGAGAGCUUAUUGACAACAAUGCCAAGGACAGUAUAGGGGAUGUUAUUAGAAGUAAACAGAAAAAAAUAAGAGUGGACGAAAAGAUAUCUCAGUCAUAAGAUGUAUGCGUUUGCAAGUUUUCACUGGAGCUUAUGUUUUCUUCUAAAAAAAGUUUGUCUUGAGCAUUUUUGGUAUGGUGGUUUGAGAUUGUUUCCAGCACGAAAUAAAUAAAAAACUGAGGGUAACUUAAAUAGUUAUUAACUUUUACUUAAAGAUAUCAUGGGAGUACUAUAAAACAUUCAUGUCUGCCUAGAAAAUGUAGUACUGCAAGUGGUUUUUUGUUACUCGUCUUGCAGAUCGGAAGUGUAACAUCUUUUUAUGCCUUCUUUAGGCAUAAUACUACUAAUCAUACUUGUGCAGUUAUUUGUGUGAAAGGUGUUUUAGUCUCUUGUGUAUGACAUGCAUUAAUAAAAGAAAAUGGAGUUGCAUUAAUAAAUGCAUUAAUGCAUUAAUAAAAGAAAAUGUUCAUACCCUUCUAUUUUACUUAUGCAGAAAUCUUUUGUGUCUUCAUUUUUAUGAAUGAGUUGCCUACAAUGUUGCUGGACUUGUGUCUAACUGUUUUGGAGUGUUUGAACCUGUGGAUCUUUGUUAUUCUUUGUUAUAUUCUCACCAAAUGUUUUACACUUUACCUGUAAAACAAAUAAGUGCUGACAUUGAAACACAUGUGUAGUACAUUGAAAAGACUGUGUGUUUUGAUUCAUGUACAUGAAUAUCUCUGUUUGUUUAUCACAUAUAGAUGAAUUUAACACAUAUAGAUAAAUGUCUGUGUAUAUUGUAGAGGUUUAUUGCAUUUUUACCAUUUCUAACUAUGUUAAUACUUAAUGUGCUAUUGUUUCUCAUCUUGCCCAGCAAUUUAGAUUGAUUUGAACAUGUACCUGAGCAGAUUAAUUAAGGGUCUGAUAGCUGCCUUUGAUUUUGAGAAUUUAAGCCUAUUGAAGUAUAUUUUGGGCAUUGUCAACCGUAAAAUGAAAGCUUCGUGAUCAUUUAUUUCUUGGCAUGGUAAUUUUGACAUUGCUGCACUUGAUGUCUUGGAACGUGUACCUAUGCCCUUUUUGACAGGCGUUAUUUCUCCAUGCAAAUCGUGACGUAAGUAUUUUUACUGGCUUUUCUCUAAACUUUAUUUAUAGAUUGGCACCAAUGGGAUUGGGAGGCCAGGCUGAGUUAGAAAAAAAAAGAACAUGUAAAAUCAUGUGCUGACGUAACUUGAGUGAAUGACAUAAUGAGCAUCUUCAUUGUUAAGUUUCUUGUGUCAUGCAUUCCCCGUUUUACCUUUGCCAUAUCUGUCAAUUACCUCGGUGUGUUGUAAUGCAUGUUUGCUCAGAGUGCGAUUGCAUAAUCAUUUAUUGGAAAUUUACAUUGCGAGAGAUUGUAAACGAUUUGCACUCGGCAUAGGGAGGUGCGUACAAUGUUCACUUGCUUGAUAUUUGCAAGAGGACAUGCUGACGUGUAGCGGACAACCUCCUUGGUUUUUGCAUUCCAUUCACUGAUGUUUAAGAAUUACUGAUGUUUGGAUUCCUAAUGCCCACUCUACUAACGUUCACCAUCACAGUGUGGGGCAGAAAGUGUGCUCAGCAUUAGUAUUACUGCACUUUGUUACCUCUUGAAUAGCUCAAAGCAACGUUUGAAUAGAAGAUCUCAACUGGGCAUUCCCCUGGGUGUGAAAUAUGGUAUCGGGAUAUCUACUUCUCAGAACUUAUUGUGAGGUGAUGAACAAAUGCUCGCUAUUAUGCCGGCCAGCUUUCAGUCAUAACUGGCUUUGUGUGUUUAUGUUAUACAACAGAAAUAGGAACAGCUUACACAAAGAGAGUGUACUAUUUUUAUUUCUCGUAAUUCCUGUAGAUAUGACUACACUGUUUCUUUCGCUAGUAUAAUGUAUCUCUUUGUCUUAGCCCUCUUCAUGGGUUACACAGAUGAUAGGUUGAGUUGGUAGGAACCAUACCCAAUGUACAGUUCAGUAGUGUGAAAAGUACAAACACAAUGAGAGGCUGUCAAGAAUGGUAUACUCAGAUAAAUGUUGUGUUUUGAAGUACAAGUCGUAUAACACAGAAGGAGGCAACGCUACCACUGCCAAAAUCCAAGCAGAAAGGGAAAAAAGAGAAAUAAAAAACAACCAGUAAGUGGAGAAAUAAAUAUUGACACAUUGAUAGACGAAAUGGCCACGGAACUCAUAAGUUGGUAUGAAUUUGAUAUUUUAAUUAUAGUUUCUGGUGUUUAAAUUUCUUGUAAAUUUUAUGUUUAAUUGCUUGUUCUUUGAAAUACUAAGUGUCUGCUGCGACGUGUCGUACUCCUUUCUGUUAUGUUUUGUUUGCUGCGCAACGGCAUCUCUUGAAACUGCAUCUUUCGCCUAGUGCUCUUGAAAGGCUCGUUCUUUACUAAUGUAGCCCUCUCACAGAGCUUAUAUAUAUAUACUGACAAAUGUUUCGUCUUUGACAGUUUCUAAAGCUUCAAGGAGCAUAAGCUUUGGUAUCGUGCUGCCAGUCAUUGUGACACGAUAUAUGGUUCAAGCGUGUGACUACAGUUGGCUGCGGGCACUGGUAGGUGAUUCUGUGAAAAAGAUUUGCGUAAUUUCAAGUGCCUGCUGAGUGAGAGCUGUGCCUUUUGUAAAAGUAGAUGCACGCAUUUUGUGUAUGUCAUAAUUAUAAUGAUGACAUGAUUGGAGAGCAUUUCUUUGAAAUCUUAUCACUAUUUGUGCAGGGAAGUGCGAAUAAUCUUAUUGCUUUCAGCUGUAACUAUUCUACGUAUAUACAGCAUUGACUCGUACUACCGAAUCCAGGAACGAAGUGGGAGUGAUUUCUUUUUUCAUAGUUUGUAAUAAAGAAAAGCUUAAAGUACUAUCUGCAAAUACUUGACCUUGCCUUGUGUGUUUCAGUAAGUCCAUGGUGCUUCAGCUCUCACUGGUAUAGGGAGAAAAAAAAAAAAGAAUAUUGUAACUUCUGAAUACUCUUGCCAAGGUUAGCACAAAACUACAGGACACGCCAGCCUUAGUGUGCUUUCGCACGAAUCAAAUAAGCAUCGCAGGCUUAAAGAUUGCUACACAUUGUGAUUCCUAACAGCAUCAGUGUCUUUCUAAAUGGUAGUGGGAUCUCGCGCUAUUUUUGUACUGUAAGGAAAAAUCACCUCGCCUUGUGGAAAUAUGUUCUUAAGCACUUGAGAAACUUGGGAACAUAUUUUUUGCUCAUACCUCAAUGGGAACACGGCUGAUUUGUAAAGCAUACUCUAAGCAUACUUUCUUGUCUACAGAACUUGUCACACAUUUUUCAAAAAAGUAGUAACUUGUAGCUGAGGCGAGGGUUGUUGCGUGUAGCUCAAAAAAUUUACUGUAGCCUAAGCACUUACAAGCUGUAACUAAUCUUGCAGGCUCGUUGUCAGAAUUCAUCAGUUGCAGAUAUUUUUAGAAUGUCUUCACUGUUUCAUGGUCUUAUUACCUAGUUUCAGAUGAGUCACUUGAAAUUUACGAUGCUUGGGAGGAUUUUUCUGUACUGCUUUCACAUUUGUGUCUUAGUAUUCACACACAAGCCUAGCUUUCUUUGGAGAAACCGCAGCAGUUCCCUGUUAUGAAGACUUUAGAGUUUCGUUGAUAAUGACGUGAUAAGAUGCCCAUCAAGUGGGCUGCUCAAAACUUAAACACAUUCUUCAGUGUUCUCAACUAAGUAUAUCUCUUAGCUCUAUGCGUCACUACAACCUACCUUCAUUGUGUGCGUAGCAUAUGGUGGCUCUCUGUGUGGCUUAUUUCCCUCAUUGUGCAAUCCAAAAUCGUAAAACAAUAAUUUUCUCUUAUAUGUCUAGCUACAAACACAUAACAAUUAUCAUUCCCAUUGUCUCUGGUCAUGCGUUACAUAUGUGAUAUACAUGUAUAUUAAAUAGUAUGUAAUUUCAGAGUAGUAUCACCUCUGUAUUUUCCUUCCUAGAUGUGUGUGUCCUCAAAUGAAUCACUAAUGAAUGGAGCACAUUGUUUGCUGAGCAAGCUUCAAAGUUGAUUAGUUAAUGAGAUUCAAUGAAAUUUUGGUAAUACCAAGUUUGAAAAUAUUGCAUUUAUUUUACACUAGGCUUUCUAGGGGCCAGGGAAUUGUCAUAAAGAAGCAAAGGCUGCUCAGGACAACAUUGACAGUACUGAAAUGACUUGGCCAUUUUAUCAACUUAGAUGUAUGAAAAAAAAAAGGGAUGGGGUUUUGCUAUCUAAUGAGACUUAAUGGCAAUGAAGAAAGGUCCUGGUGUGGACUCGAUAAUUGUGACAACUUGUAAUUUCUCUAAUCAGCUAACAUAAAUUGAAGUAGAAAAACAUUUUUACACUGUAUCCUUAUUGAGAUACGUACUGUUCCAGUGGCUGGAAAUUCAACCCACAACCUUGAGCUCAUCGGUAGGAAGCCAUGGCUAUGAAGGCAAAUUUUUAAUUUGUUGCUGACAUUGCACAUUUUGUAGACGCUAUUUUGCACAUUUGUGCAAACACCAUUGGUUGCAUUUCAAAGAUGGUGGAAUAAGAGAAAAUGUGCAAGACCUGUGAACUAACUAAAAGGAUUAAAUAUAAUUUGUGCAUUUUUGCUGUGAUGCCUUUUCUCAGCGCCCCGUCGCGGUGGUCUAGUGGCUAAGGUACUCGGCUGCUGACCCGCAGGGCGCGGGUUCAAAUCCCAACUGCGGCGGCUGCAUUUCCGAUGGAGGCGGAAAUGUUGUAGGCCCGUGUUCUCAGAUUUGGGUGCACAUUAAAGAACCCCAGGUGGUCGAAAUUCCCGGAGCCCUCCACUACGGUGUCUCUCAUAAUCAUAUGGUGGUUUUGGGACUUUAAACCCUACGUGCCAACCAACCAACCUUUUCUCAGCCCAGGAGUGCUCUUAUAAUGUAAAACCCCAUAAAUUAUUACCUUUAUAUUAUUAUCAUAAUUCAUGGAAUGACUUUCCAGCAUAGCCUUGCCAUGUACAUAUUGAAGUGACCAAAUGUCGAUAUAAAAAAAUAUCUGCUAAGGUGGCACCUAAAGUUACAUAUGCCAACCAUCCAACAUUAUUGUUUGACAAACGGUGCGGCCGUAUAAUACAACACCUGUUCAGCUUGUUACAUGCUAGGGAGCAGGGUAUGAGGCCUGCUUUUAAUGCUUGGGAUGGGUUCUUUUUGUUUGGUAGAUUUAUUGACUAGGCAAUUUUGCACAAGGAAAUCAGCUGGCAUAGAACGGGUACAUGAUGCCUUUGGUAUAUGAGGCCAACACUCACUUUUUCUGCCAGGCACACAUCAAUUUUAAGGCGCUUGUUUUCUUUGGUUAGCCUUUUGCCAGCCGGCAUGGGACAAUGGGCCACCAACUGUGCACAGUCGUCAGCAGGCCUAACAUGAACGCUUUGCAGCAUGGCUAAAAUGGUUUGACGCCAGAACGAGUACCUUUGAGUUCUGUUGCCGAAAUCUUGCCAAUACAUGCUGACAUAGUAUCCAAGCAUACUGUGGUAUUUUCGCAGCAACAGCACCCAGCACUUCACUGCUGCUAUCAGCCAAACCAGCUUAGACCAUGCUGAAAAGUGUUAAUGUAAAGUGUGCUGACAGAGGUACUUUAACUGUGCGAGAAAAGUUAGUGUAUUGAAUGUAGUUUAAGCGUAUCAAUGCCAGUGUAUGUAUUCUUUUAUAUACAUAGUACUAGGGAACUGACACAAGCUUGGCUUCUUCCGUGGCUUCUUGGGAUGCGUUCUUAAGAGAAUACUGGUGAUUCAGCAAAAUUGACUAAAAGUCAAGACAAUGUGAGGUUCUUUGUGGAGUGUGUAUAUUUAUGAAGGUCAGCUCGUUGAGUGCAAAAACAUUUUUCAUCAGUUUAACAAUUCUGAAUGUGAUUGACUGAAGGGGGAUUCUAGGUAGGCAUAGUCACACACUAUUAAGUGGCUGUAUCACAAUAAUUGUUAACAGUUUUUUAUUGUUAUUGUGCUGACGUGAACCAUUCUGACCAGCAAGCAUUUUGUGCUAUGCUUACAGUCUCUGCUGGAGCCUUGGGGUUGACAUCAUACUCAUUCUUUACAAUUAUGAUUGUUACAUUGUAUUAGCUAUGAGCGUUCCACUGAGUACUGACCAGAUACGUAUACAAUGCUCUAGUGCGAUACCAUGAAUUGGUCAUUUUGUUAAGUGUUAUGCGUGUGUGUACUGUAGUAUAGUUAUGCAGCUGUCAGGUAUAUUCAGUCAUUUUUCACUUAGUGGGCACUGUUGCCAGCAUUCAGUCAUGGGCAUCUUUCUUGUAUGCUCUGCUUGGCAUUGCCAUGGAUUCAGCCUGAAUGUCAUGAAUGUACGCAAAAUUUUGUCAGUUUGUCUUGUUCUGUAGACAGGUCGUUGGUGAACAGUGUGCCUUGAGAGUUUUUCUGCCAAUUGGAAAAGACUGUUCAUGAUUCACGUGUUGAUUUCUUGCGUUGGUGUAGUAACUUGGCAUUGGGCUUAACAUUGUGUGCCUUGGAAACGUUUUUAUCUCGGGCCAAUUGGUGUGUGCUGAGUGGAUAUGGGCACUUAUUUUUGUGAUUGAUGCAUAUGUACCUUUACAAAUUUGUCUGUGUGCCGCUUGUGGAAUGUGCAAAUGAUGUAACACUGUAAACAUUUAUACGUGUAAUGAUGUUUGAAUAAAAUGGCUUUUUAUUGGUGGUGUGCCACCAAAUACAGAAA